Molecule: messenger RNA, 3786 nt
Organism: Letharia columbiana
Lineage: Eukaryota; Fungi; Ascomycota; Lecanoromycetes; Lecanorales; Parmeliaceae
Exons: 6
Coding region: 1-3786 (1261 amino acids)
Biological process (GO): sister chromatid cohesion
Cellular component (GO): cohesin complex; chromosome; nucleus
Molecular function (GO): protein binding; ATP binding; ATP hydrolysis activity
Source: RefSeq, a predicted model, not a curated record
AUGGGGAAGCUCAUCCGUCUCGAGCUCUACAACUUCAAGUCCUACAAGGGCCACCAUAUCCUCCUCCUUGGAGAUUCCUACUUCACCUCAAUUAUCGGCCCCAAUGGCUCUGGGAAAUCGAAUUCAAUGGAUGCGAUUUCUUUUGUUCUCGGCAUUAAAUCGUCUCAUUUACGCUCAGCUCACCUUCGCGACCUUGUUUUUCGAGGUCGAGUACUGAGAACUUCGAAAAUCAAUGGGGACGGCUCAGCAACAACCAACGGUGUCAACGGUCACACGAACGGCGAUGCAGGCUCGGAUCAGGAAGAGAGCCAAAAUGGCACGCAGGAACGCAAUGACCCCAAGAGCGCUUGGGUAGUGGCCGUCUACGAGGACGAUGCUGGCGACGAGCAAUUCUGGAAGCGUACAAUCACAAAUCAAGGCGUUAGCGAAUAUCGCAUUAACGACCGCGUGGUGUCCGCGCAGCAAUACAAUGAAGCUCUGGAGUUGGAGAACAUUCUAAUCAAAGCUCGAAAUUUCCUGGUUUUCCAAGGUGAUGUGGAAGCUAUCGCAUCUCAGUCACCUCGAGAUCUGACGCGCCUUAUCGAACAAAUUUCCGGCAGUCUCGAGUACAAAGCGGACUACGAGAGAUUGAAGGAAGCUCAGGAAGAAGCUUUGGAGAACCAAAAUUUUACUCUGCAUCGACGGAGAGGCAUCAAUUCCGAGAUAAAGCAGUACACGGACCAGAAGAACGAGGCCGACAAUUACAACAAGAAGGCCGAUGAGAGGGAUCAGGCUAUCGUGACCCACAUACUCUGGAAAUUAUACCAUUUCCAAAGGGUAAUUGAAGAGUCCGGGGCGGAAAUCCAGAAGCACCAGGAAGAGCUCAAGGAGCAGCGACGUGGAAUCGAGAAGUACGAUAGAGUUCUAGAGGAAGCCAAAAAAGAACAGGCUAAAGUCGGCCGGGAUGUCUCUAAAAUUGAGAAGACCAUCAGACAGAAGGAAAAAGACAUCGAAACCAUGGAGAACGGUAUAGUGCCAAUUACUGAGAAAAUCGAUAUAACAAACAAAAAUCUCACGACCAAAAACAGUCGGAUUGCGGAGCUCUCGAAGGAACAUGAUAUCCACUUCAACAACGUAAAACAAUCGACCAAGGACUUGAAGGUUGUCGAAAAAGCACAAGCUCAGUGGGAGGGCGAGUUCACAAAAUUGGCUGAACAAGAGGGUCGUGAAUUGAGCGCAGCAGAUUUGCAGCGCUAUAACAAGUUGAGGGAGGAAGUCAAUAAAAAGACUUCGGCUGACCAAAUCAAAGUGGACAGUCUCAGUCGUCAGCAGAAGGCCGAUGAAGAGACAGUCAUGAGCUUGAAAAGCAAAGUAGACACUGUGGAUUGGCAGGCCCAGAAGCUAGGUGAGGAGUUGGCCGAGAUCGGCGAGCGUAAGGACAGCGUCAACAGCCAGAUCAAACAGACUACGAAGGAGGUCAAUGGCAAGAAGAAGACGUUCAAUGAACACACUUCUGAACGACUUCGUCUUGCGCAAUUAAGGACGGAGAAAGAUGAGAAGCUUCAAGAGGUAUUGACGAAGCUACUGGAGGCAGAAGACGGCAGGAAGCAGAACGAGAAAGACCUCCGCCUAAAGGCUACUAUCGCCGAUAUGAAGCGUAUUUUUCCUGGUGUCAAGGGCCGAGUAAGUGAACUGUGCAAGCCCGUCGAAAAGAGAUACCAAACCGCGGUCAGUACAGUCCUCGGGCGCAAUUUCGAUGCAGUCAUUGUCGAGAACGAGAAAACGGCCAUCGAAUGCAUUCAGUAUCUGCGAGAACAGCGUCGGGGUCAAGCAACGUUCAUACCUCUGGACACUAUCCAGUUCGCUGCCUUGAAUUCCAAUCUCAAAGGUCAAUACCGCGGUUGCCGAACGGCUCUGGACACAAUCGACUAUGAGAGGUCCCUAGAACGUGCGUUUUCCUAUGUCUGCGGUAAUGCUGUCAUUUGUGAUGAUCUCGUCAUAGCCAAGACCAUCUGCUGGGAGAAACGCAAUGAUGUCAAGGCGGUCACUCUUGAUGGUUCAAUCAUACACAAAGGCGGCAAUAUGACUGGUGGUCAGAGUGGCAAGCAGGACUCACGGCGAUGGGAAGACACGGAGGUGGAAAACCUUCGGAAGCUGCAAGAAAAGCUAGUUUCGGAGUUGGCAGCACUUCCAGAAUCGCGUCGCGGCGCUUCCGAAGAAGAAUUGCUCCAAGGGGAGUUGACAGGUCUCGAGCAGAAAUUGACAUAUCUUAAAUUCGAAGCCAAGGCACAUGAUCGAAACCAGACUAGCAAGCAAAAGGAACUAGCUCACGCUCGACAAGAGCUAGGAGCAUCCAAGCCAAAGUACGAGGCGAAGCUUCGAGAACUUGAAGACCUCGAGAGCACACUGAAGGGGUUUCAGGAUGCUGUCAGCGAAGUACAGGACGACGUAUUUGCAGAUUUUUGCCGACGACUUGGGUACAACAACAUACGUACCUAUGAGGCUCAGCAGGGCUCAUUGCAGCAGGAGGGAGCGCAGAAGAAGCUUGAAUUUAGUACACAAAAGAGCCGUCUCGAGAGUCGAAUUAGCUAUGAGCAACAGCAACUGCAGGAGAUCAAAAGUCGUAUCAAAGUUGCGCGAGAUCGUGCUGCACAGGAUGAGACCCUCGUCAAAGAGCUUGAGGUCGAAAAAGAAUCCUCGCAAAAUGAGUUGGAUAGUUUGAUGGUGGAGCUAGACCAACUAACCGAGCAGCAGGAGCAACAGCAGGUCAAGGUCAAUCAGAAGGCCGAAAAGGUUGCAGAACAGCGUCGUGAGGUGCAGAAGAGAAGCAAGACUGUCGAUGGUACCUUAAGAGCCAUAUCAGGUUUGGAAGCUGAUAGACAGCUUAAUGCCUCCAGCAGGUACACUCUUUUAAGGCGCUGCAAGCUCGAGGACAUCAGCAUCCCGCUAGAGGAAGAAUCAAGAGGUCUCGACCAACUACCUCUUGAUGACGUUCUCCAGACUGACACUGGUGCCUUGGACGUGGAUGACGACCCAGAGGCGAGCAGUAUACCUGAAGUUCAAGACUACGGCAUCGAGAUUGAUUUUGACGGCCUUGAUGAGGAUCUAAGGGAGAGUAAUGACGAAAAGCUAGACUCCGAGUUGCAAGGCCGCGUCAAAACCCUAAAUAACGAGCUGGAAAGCAUGGCACCUAACAUGCGUGCAGUCGAACGUUUAGGGGUAGUGCAGGAUCGACUGAAAACUACAGACCGGGAUUUUGAAGAUGCACGAAAGCGUGCCAAAAGAGCGAAAGAUGACUUCCAGGCAGUGAAAGAGCAGCGAUUCGAACUUUUCAGCAAGGCUUUCUCGCAUAUCUCGGAACAAAUUGGGCCGAUCUACAAAGAUCUUACCAGAGAUACCUCUCUACCUAUGGGCGGUCAAGCAUACCUGGACAUGGAAGACGGCGACGAGCCCUAUCUCGACGGGAUCAAAUACCACGCCAUGCCACCCUUAAAGCGAUUCCGCGACAUGGAGCAUCUUUCCGGGGGUGAGAAGACCAUGGCUGCUCUUGCCCUGCUAUUUGCAGUCCACAGCUAUCAGCCGUCUCCAUUCUUCGUGCUCGAUGAAGUCGACGCUGCGCUGGACAAUGCCAACGUCGCGAAGAUUGCGAACUAUAUCAGAGACCAUGCAGGACCCGGAAUGCAAUUCAUUGUGAUUAGCUUGAAGACUGGUCUCUUCCAGGGUAGUGAGGCGCUGGUAGGGAUAUACAGGGACCAAGGAGCAAAUUCGAGCAAGGCGUUGACGUUGGAUUUGCGCAGGUAUCAAUGA